AUGCAUCCAUUAACUAAGACAGUUGAUGCUGAAUAUCCUGCAUCACUUCACACUUUAAACACCUUGAAAAAUACCGAUGUAACCACCCUGGGACUUUUUUCAAAGGUGAAAGAUGUAUUUAAAAGUUCAUUGGGAUUGUGUACAUUCUUGCUGAACUGUUACCUUACCUCUCAAACCUGAGUAGGGCGGGGACAGUGGAUUUUUCAAGAAUUGCUCCAGUUAUAGAGUAUGCAAAGGAAAAAGUUGAAGAAGCAGCUGAAACCGAGUCCCCAAGUAAUAAGCUGAAAGCAGAUCUUCUUGAUACUGGAAGGCUGGGAAUUCUUGACAUGAAUGCUUCCUUGCAUCUUCUGAAUCUGUUAGGAAAUCUUGUGUCCAAUUAUGCUGAAGGCCAACAUUGACAACACAUUCCACGAAAGCUUGCCUGUGGUUUUUGCAUGGUCUAUCUUUGACCCUUUGAAAGUCCCAAACAAGGAACACCUGUCCUUUAAAACGCACAUGUAUGGCAAAAACCAAGUCCACCCUUUAGUUAAGCACUUCAUGAGCUCCAUGCCCCCAGACAAAAAACAGUCAGUUGGAGAUGCAAUUAAACCUGAGUUUGCAAAGUUGAAGUAUGACAUGCUCACAUGGAAGGAAGAAAUUCCUAAAGAAUGCUACCCCUCUGAUGUUCCCUAUAAAGUAACUGCUACUGAAUGGAACCUGCAGCAAAUUUGUAAACUCUCUUACUUCUACCUACAGCUCAGUAAUGUGGCUGACUUAAUGCUUUCAACUCCAGUUUCAAAUGCCUGGCCUGAGAGGGGUACAAGCUGUGUGAAAUGGGUUAAGACAAGGUUCAGAUCAAAGUUACAUAAUGGCAUGUUGCAUGUUGCCAGGCCCUGGCACAGAUGUUGCCAAAUCGCUAACCGAAGAAGCAGUGAAGACCUGGACAGCUGCAAAGUGUAGGAGAAGGCUCCCCAGGGGACAAGGAAAUACGGCAUCUUGUUCUAACAGUCAAUCUCACCUGGUCCUGAUAAAUGCAGGAGUGCAAACAGAUUCAUGCGAUAAAAGAACUGAGCAGAUGUCUGUUGACAUCAGAGAAGAAGUUGAGGCUUUAUCCCAAGCGUUAAUUCUCCCUGAUGCUGAUGUUGAUGAUGAGGAGGAGGAUUAUGAUGAAGGUUAA
Porites lobata is the source of this 1156-nucleotide messenger RNA. The record is from the annotation of a GenBank genome assembly. NCBI's taxonomy places the organism in Eukaryota, Metazoa, Cnidaria, Anthozoa, Scleractinia, Poritidae.